Hibiscus syriacus is the source of this 2293-nucleotide messenger RNA. RefSeq names its product protein EIN4-like. Gene Ontology annotation, biological process: signal transduction. Gene Ontology annotation, molecular function: ethylene receptor activity; phosphorelay sensor kinase activity; ethylene binding. The record is from RefSeq and is a predicted model, not a curated record. Gene Ontology annotation, cellular component: endoplasmic reticulum. Lineage: Eukaryota; Viridiplantae; Streptophyta; Magnoliopsida; Malvales; Malvaceae.
AAGACCCUUUUUUUCUUCUUGGUUUAGGUUGUUACAAAAUUUUUGAGCUUUUUAGUUGAUCUCUGUUAAAAAAGAAAGUGGGGAUUGGAUUUGGGCAAAAGUGUAGAUUUUGGUAAGAUGGGUAUGGGUUAUUUUCACUUGGAAAGUUGAAAGAUACGUACAUACAUAUAUAAAAAAUUACUUUUUUUUGGGGCGUUGAAUGAGAUCGGUAGUCCUUUUUUUUUCUGCUAAAGGUUUGUUCUUGACCUAUUAUUGGCUUCCUUGUUGUUUCCAUCUUGCUUUUUGGUGAACAAAAAGGUUCACCCUUGAUUCUUGGUGUUGGCUGCUAAUAUAUAAACACUUGGAGGAAGUGAAAAACCAAUACUUGAUUGUUGUGGCUGAAUAGGAAGAUUGAAAGAUUUUGGAUUUGUGUUUUAGAUUCUUAGAUUUAGGAAGCUGUGUUUAUUUUUAUAGAUCUUGAAUUGUGGCAGAUUUGAUUUUGCUGUCUUUGCGAAGUAAUUGGCUUUAGGAAUUAUAGAUGUGAUUUGAAUUGGUUGAAUACAAAAGUUUAUAUGUUGGGGGUUUGGGAAGUUUGACAUUUUAGUUGUAUGGAUUGAACUAGUAGUUACCUGAGUGGCAAUGUUAAGAGCAUUAGCUCUUGGCUUGUUGAUUUCUUUUUUGGCAGUCUCGGUUUCGGGUACUGAUAAUGAGUUUGCAGCUUGUAACUGUGAUGAUGAGGGCUUUUGGAGUGUUCAUAGCAUUUUAGAGUGCCAGAAGGUGAGUGAUUUCUUCAUUGCCGUGGCGUAUUUCUCGAUACCUAUCGAGUUGCUUUACUUCAUCAGUUGUUCGAACGUCCCCUUCAAAUGGGUCCUUGUUCAGUUUAUAGCUUUUAUAGUGCUUUGUGGAUUGGCUCAUCUUCUCAAUGGAUGGACUUAUUAUGGUCCCCACUCAUUCCAAUUGAUGCUGUCCCUUACCAUUGCCAAAUUGCUUACCGCUCUCGUCUCGUGUGCCACCGCGAUAACGUUAUUGACUCUGAUCCCUCUCUUGCUCAAAGUUAAAGUGAGGGAGGUUUUCUUGAGGCAAAAUGUGCUGGAAUUGGAUCAAGAGGUUGACAUGAUGAAAAGGAAGAAGGAAGCCAGUUCACACGUUCGGAUGUUAACGCAGGAAAUCAGGAAAUCGUUAGAUAAACAUACCAUAUUGUACACCACUUUGGUUGAGCUUUCUAAGACUUUGGAUUUGAUCAACUGUGCCGUGUGGAUGCCGAAUGAGAAUGGAACACAGAUGAACUUGACUCAUGAGUUGAAAACAAGCUCUUCGAGGAGUUUUCACCAAUCUAUCCCGAUGAGUGAUCCUGAUGUGAAGGAGAUAAAGGGAGUGAGGAUCUUGAGACUAGACUCCGCACUUGGGCUUGCGAGUGGUAGUGAAUCAGAUGAGGCAGGUGCCAUUGCAGCAAUCAGGAUGCCAAUGCUUCAAGGUUUUAAUUUUAAAGGGGGAACGCCAGAAUUGGUGGAGACAAGCUAUGCCAUUCUGAUAUUGGUUCUUCCAAGCACGAACUCUAGGAAUUGGAGCUAUCCAGAAAUGGAGAUCAUUGAAGUGGUUGCUGAUCAGGUGGCUGUAGCUCUAUCCCAUGCUGCUGUUCUCGAAGAAUCUCAACGAAUGAGAGAAAAACUGAGCCAGCAGAAUCAAGUGUUGCAGCAGGAAAGGCAGAAUGCAAUGAUGGCCAACCAAGCGAGGAACUCUUUUCAGAAAGUAAUGAGUCAUGGUAUGAAAAGACCAAUGCACUCGAUUUUGGGCUUACUUUCAGUGUUUCAAGAUGAAAAUAUGAACUUCAAGCAGAAGACUAUUGUUGACACAUUGGUCAAAACAAGCAGUGUUCUUUCAACUUUGAUCAAUGAUGUGAUGGAGAUUUCGGCAAAAGAUAACGGAAUGAAUGCGGUUCUUCAGAAACCUGUCUUAUUGCAAGCAAUGGCGGUCGAGCUUCAAAGAAUUUUGCGUCGGUAAGGGGAAGGGAUUUGAGGAGCCACUCGUACUCGGGCCAACCCUUUGUGGGCAGAACCUCCAAUUGGAUGCUUGGCCCGCAGGUAUGGGGAUCGGUUACCGGUCGGCUCACAGAGAUCUUUAACUUAGUAUUUGCAUUCUGUCAUUCCAUGGUAUACAAACAUGUAGGCAGUGAAUUUUGCUAACCGAUUUGCUCAUCGAACAUCGUAGCCGGAACUCCAUGGAACGAAUCAAGGUAAAAUUACAUGUACACUUACUGAAUACCAAAAUGAAAGCUAGUGUGAUAUUUAUGACACUGAAAAAUGUAUGGACAGUA